AACAUUUUCGUCUAUUAUUGGGAACGACGUUUGCAAAGAAAGCGACGGAAGAGGCCUAUUUUCCGGUUUGAGGGAGGAGGAGGGGGAAAGUUUGGCUCAUGGCUCUGCUUUUAGCUGCUUUAUUAAUAGUCUGCGGAAUAUCGAACAAGGCCAUCGUCAUCGGUCAGACCUGUGUGGAGGAGAGCAGGUUUAAGGAGCAGGUGGUUUAUUUAGGGCCUUCAUAUGAACUGCAGUGUCCUCUGCAGACACUUCAGCCUCAGAGUCUCCCCCGAUCCCUGUGGACCUGGCAGAAGGACUGUCAGCCGCUCCAGAAUCAGGAAGGAAACGCCUUCCUGAAGUUCUCCAGCAUCCGCUUAGAGGACCAAGGAAACUACACUUGCACUCAGCAAGGAAACAGUACUCCAUCAUUCACUGUGCGCCUCGUAGUAAAGGAGUCUCAGUGUGUUAAAGCUCCAGAGUUUAAACCAAACGGCGACCCAACCAAACUCUGGAGGAGUGUGGGCUCUGUUGUGAAACUGAACUGCACUGCUCUGCUCUACUGGGACCCAUCAGAGGAUCAGUGUGAAACCACACUGCAGUGGAGCAAAGAUGGCCAGCCACUCACCAACCACACUCUCUACCUGCACAACACAACAUCCUGGUCCCCCGAUGCAGGCCGGCUGGUUGUCAGUAAUCUCCUGGAGUUCACCCUUAGAGAGGCAGAGGAGUUUGGACUGUACAGCUGCACCGUGAGAAACAUUUCUGCUGACUUCAGCGUGCAAAAUUCAAACGGUCCCAGCCACACAGCUGCAGUGAUUGCAGCCAUCGUCCUCCUCCUUCUGCUAGGGACAGCAGCUGUGCUUUACUCCAGGUGCCACCUCAAUUUCAAGCUCUGGUACAAGAACUCCUACGGCGAUUAUGAACUCAAUGAUGGAAAAUUAUACGACGCCUACAUCUCUUAUGUCAACAAUGAUUAUGACAGGAAGUUCAUCAACUUUAUCCUCAAACCUCAUCUGGAGAAUAAAAAUGGGUACAAGGUGCACCUCAACGAGAACGAUAUCCUGCCCAACACUGAGCCUUCAGCAGAGCUCCUAAUGAACAUAAGCCGCUCGCGCCGCCUCAUAGUGCUUCUCUCUAACGCUUAUCUGGAGCAGGACUGGUGCACAAAUAAUUUCAGACAGGGCCUCCUGCACUUGCUGGAGUUAUGUCAGGAGCCGAUCCUGAUCACGUUGGACGGUCAGUUCAAACGCAUGAGUCCUGAGAUAAAGCAGCAGCUCAGUGAGAACCAGCACCGCCUCACCUUACUCACCUGGAGGCACAACUCUGUGACUCCGUCAUCAGCAUUCUGGAAGGAGCUAGCAUUAGCAAUGCCUCGCAGAGUCAUUUUCCACAAGGAUUCUGCAGGCGACCCCCAGACCGUGCUGCAGGACGAUAAGGACCCCAUGCUGACCCUUGACCCCGACUACCUGGACUGUCGCUCUGACACCGACCCUGCUGGAGAUUUGGGUCUUCGUCUCCCGAUGCACAGGGCUCUGGCCUGUAAAGCUCCUGUCCUUCCUGCUGCUCCAGUUGAGGAAGCUCAAGCAAAAGCCUCCGACAUCGAUGUCUCUGAUCUGGGAUCUCGCAGCUAUGAAGCACGUUCAGACUUCUACUGCCUGGUCACCGAGGACAUUUAAUUCCUGCUUAUAUUUAAAAUUCAUUACUAUGUAUUUAUGCUUCUUGCAGCUGUUUUUUUUUUCUUUUGCUAUACAUUGAUCAUAAUGCCAAUUUUUAACUAUCACAGAUUGAGCUUUUUAUGUUUUUCAGUUUUGUGACAUUGUAUAGAUCAGAAACACUAAAAGAAAAUUUUGGUUGAUUUUUGUAAAUAUUUAUGUUCUUUUAGUGCCUGAAGGAGAAAGUAAAUAUGCAAAGACUUUGCUAUUUAAA
Poecilia latipinna (sailfin molly) is the source of this 1905-nucleotide messenger RNA. It is a transcript of the gene sigirr, whose product is annotated as single immunoglobulin and toll-interleukin 1 receptor (TIR) domain. Gene Ontology annotation, biological process: signal transduction. The record is from RefSeq and is a predicted model, not a curated record. The transcript is spliced from 11 exons. NCBI's taxonomy places the organism in Eukaryota, Metazoa, Chordata, Actinopteri, Cyprinodontiformes, Poeciliidae. The coding region runs from base 99 to 1655 and encodes 518 amino acids.